Messenger RNA from Acanthoscelides obtectus, 1780 nucleotides. The record is from the annotation of a GenBank genome assembly. NCBI's taxonomy places the organism in Eukaryota, Metazoa, Arthropoda, Insecta, Coleoptera, Chrysomelidae.
AUGAGUUGUGAGUGGUUGGAGAGCGUCAAGCGUGGGACACGGAGCGGCGUGCUGCGGCUGGAGCGCCUCAAAUCCGGAAUUAGGAUAGAAAUAGGAGCUAUUGUUCUGGUUAAGGUAGAAAUUGAGUACAUUGUAGAGGUGCCGGCACGAGACAACGUAGUUGUUUCAAAGGUUUAUUUGACAAUGACAAUGGAAGUCAAAGGAAAUAAAACUUUUGAAGUUAGAGAGGUGUAUCCUGAAACAUCAUACCACUUCAGAUACCUGAUGCUUUGUGAGUACCGACUUGGAAACGAAAAUCUGAAAGCUCAAAUUGCAGGCUGUUGUUUGCUCAGAGAUUGGACAAGAUGCCAAAUCAAAAGCAAAGGAAAUCCAGAAAACGAAGUAGAAGAGAACCUUCCUCGUCUUCAACAACCAGUAGUUCUUCCGGCAGUUCUAGCAAUAGUAAUGGGCAUAAACAUAAGAGAUCCAGGUGUAAGUCAAGGGAAACCGGGGAACAAAGUCUAUAAGUUAACACCUUAUGGGAGAAGAUGGGUAGUCCCAAAGAAGUGUAGAUGGCAAAUCGUCAAAGCAAACCAUGACGAUAUAGGUCAUUUUGCGGUUGAUAAAACGUUAGAGAAAAUUAAGCAACGGUAUUGGUUUCCCAGAAUGAGGCAUUUCAUAACAAAAUACAUAAAUGCAUGUUUACCUUGUUUAUAUCAUAAAGAUAAAGGGGGCAAAAGACCCGGGUACCUUCACUCCAUCCCAAAGUAUGCUAGACCACACCACACACUACAUAUAGAUCAUUUAGGACCUUUUGUGAACACAAAACAGGGAAACAAGUAUUUAAUAGUUGUUGUUGAUGGCUUUUCGAAAUUUGUGUAUUUAAAAGCAGUUCCUGAUACAUCUGCAAAAUACGUAAUUCAAAUGUUAACUGAAAUGUUCGCGAUGCUCGGUAACCCAAGACGACUCAUCACGGAUCUUGGAUCUGCGUUUACUUCAAAGGCCUUCGAGGAAUUUGUUGCUGCAAGAGGGAUACGGUUAUUUACAACAGCUGUUGGUCUCCCAAGAGGCAAUGGUCAAUGUGAGCGGACGAACAGAAGAGUUCUAGACGCUUUAGCAACAUCUGGUUCGCAAACAAGUGAAGACAAUUGGGAUACUAAUCUUUCACAUAUACAACAAGGACUGAAUAGUACUAGACACCGUAUUACACAAAACACGCCCGCAGAAGUAAUGUUUGGUUUCCAACUACGGACUGAUAGUGACAAAUACCCUGAUGACGAUAUAGAAACAACUCUAGAUGUUACAAAAAUCCGAAAAGAGACAGCCAAACGUCUGGAACACAAUAGAAUCGAACAAGAUUUAAAAUUUAACACUAAACGUUCUCUACCUAGGUUGUACCAGGUGGGAGAUGUGGUAUUAACUAAAGUAACCAGCUUUUCAGCGAAUGAAGACAGUAAAAAGUUACGUCCUAAGUUUAGAGGACCAUUCAAGAUAGUUGAGGUUCUACCCAAUGACAGGUAUAGAGUGCAAGAAGAUCGUUUCACACAGAGGUCAAGGCGACCAUAUCAAGCUGUGGUAGACGUUCGGGACGAACGUGACGUCAGGAUGGCCGUGCAGUCCAACUCUAUGUCUGUCGCUGCUGACCGGCAGAUCGACGGUGGCUGGGGGAAGAUGACAGGACGCCAAGUGGCCAAUGCUCUCAACCGAUUCAACGCAGCGCAAUAAGACGUUAUAUUUGUUUGUUACUUAAGAUUGUUGGAAUAUAUAUUUAUUACUGCAAGUAGUAUUGAUCGACUAGCGG